Molecule: messenger RNA, 2489 nt
Organism: Labeo rohita (rohu)
Lineage: Eukaryota; Metazoa; Chordata; Actinopteri; Cypriniformes; Cyprinidae
Gene: c10h21orf91
Product: chromosome 10 C21orf91 homolog
Exons: 5
Coding region: 153-1025 (290 amino acids)
Source: RefSeq, a predicted model, not a curated record
GUUGCUGUACUUGUAGCUGCUUGCAGUCCGCUUCAAUAACAACACCCGCCGCUGUAGCAGCGUGGUUUACCUCUAAGGUCAGCCAGUUUCCUCGUGUUUCUUUCUGGACUGUCUCGAAAUUUCUUCUGACAACGUAACGGAUAAGAAACACCAUGGAGGAAGAGGAGCACUUUGUGAACAUAGACUUAAACGAUGACAAUAUCUGCAGCAUCUGUAAACUAGAGACGGACACAGGAACACUUUCCUUCUGCCAUGUGUGCUUUGAAUUGAGCAUAGAGGGUGUAUCCAGCGCCACCCUGCUCCACUCCAAAUCCCUACGUGGGCAUAGAGACUGCUUCGAAAAGUACCAUCUCAUUGCCAACCAGAAGCUCUCCCGCGCCAAGGCCUCCCACAGCGCGUACGAGGGCGUGAAGCGGGCUCUGAGCCAGCGAAUCAACCGCAUUAUUCAGUACGCCCAGAACAGAGACUCCGUAACCGCUGAGACACCUGGCCGCUGGGGGGCCAAACAGAUUCUGUGUCACACUCAGCAGGGCGGCAGGAAGCUCGUGCCCCAGUCUGACGCCCAGGUUCCACGUUACGCCCCGCGAUGGGCGGAGGAGGCGUCAAUGGCGGAGUCAGAGUACGGGAAAACCAUGCUGGACUGCCACUCUGCCGAGGAGCUCGGUCUCGGCCUGCUGCAGGGCUCACAUCAGGGACUGUGGGCCGGAGAGAGACACCACCCGCGAGAACAGCAGAACCGAGAGCAGAGAGACACAACCAGACAGAGGAGACACACGGGACAUAGUCGAGAAGAGCUGGUGAGGAUGAGUGUGGAGGAGCUUCGCCAGCUGAACGAGCAGCUGCUGCUACAGAUACAAAAUGUGUUUGAGGAGCUAUCAGUAGCUGUGCAGGAGAAGGACUCCCUCUCAUCAGAGCUUCACGUACGGCACAUAGCCAUCGAGCAGCUCUUCAAAAACUGCGCCAAGCUGCCGUGGCUCCAAAUCGGGCGAGCCGGGGUCAAAGCUAGCAACAACCCAGUGGAGUGAGCGCUUAUUGAGUCCCUCAAAGACCCUCAAGGAACAGACUCUCAAGGAAGCUCAAAACUCAGACUCGCUCACCUCGCUCUAAAACGGUGGCAUAUGAAUUUUCAGCAAAAGUACUGGACUUUGAAAGCGGAAGUGUCCAAAAGUGUUUCUAUGCAGAAUGAGGUGUUUUUAAAACCUUACAAAAACUCAUUUUUUGUCUUUUGUGGUUCACAUGUUCAUUUUUAUUCUUCAUAUCACUGUUUACGCUCUACACUUGAUCAUGUUGGGUGGUUAAUAGACUCGGAUGAGUCUGACAGUGUUCCUCCUGCACAUUCAGGCUUGCUGAUUGGUUGUGGUGUUGCUGUGGUAACUGUUGCUUAGUUAACAGUUUUUCCCUCCCUCUGCUUAUUGCAGUGGAACUUGUUAAUGACUGUAGUUGUUCCAUUACUCUAAGGCAUAUUUCUCCUGUUGUGCUGAGCACAAACGCUUUAGCGGAAGUUUACAUUUCUUUUGUUAUUGCACUCUUAAAACUGUGUUCUGACAUUUCAUAGGUGCUUUUUUUCCCCAUCACAACAUUUCACGGAAUCAAGAAUGGACCUGAAAGUUUUUCAGCUUGUAUAAUAACACAAAUGCUAAGCACAGGCCUAACUUUGAUUUAGGCUGAACUCGGUGCUGGGAUUAUUAUUAGAGAGAUAGGAAUGCUCAACCAAAGCCUUUGUUACCUUACGGUAACUAUUUCAGUAUUUAUUUUGACAAUUAUUUGCUUGUUAAAACCAAAUUUGCUUUUUAAUAUGUGGUUUUCUUUUUUGUGGUGUUUAGAGGUUGUGUUAUUAUUGUAUUAAGGGUUCAUGCAUAAACUAAAAAGAAUAGUCAGGGCAAAGUGAGCCUUUACCCAGCUGCCUUGAUUUUAGAUCAGACUGUGUUGCCAUCUGGUGGACGUUCAGAGAAUCCCGUCCACCUGCUGCCCUGAUGUCUGCAUGGUUAUGUGUCUAUUAUUGUUAUUAUUAUUAUUAUGGUUCUACAAAGACUAUUAUCUCUAGAAUCUUUAAAAAAUUGUUUUAAGAAAUCAGCUAGGUAUUUUGAAUUCUGUUCUCUUUAUAAGAGAUACAUAUUCAGCUGACCCCUCUGGGGUUUCUAAAAAAAUAUUUUAUUUUGUAUGAGUGUAUUCUGAUAAUGCUCUGAGAGGUCAAGUGAGUAAUUAUGGUUAAAUUGUGGAAAAGAAGCAAUAUGUGUCUGAAGUGUUGUUUGCUUUCUUGUAAAAUGUUUAAUAUGCUUUAAUCUUUCUUUUAUGGUUCACUCUGUGAUUUGACAUACAGGAGGCUGGAGUUAUUGACUGAAAUAAUGAAGCACACUGCCCAAAUGUGGAAAAUACUGAAUGAACUACAUGAGCUGGAUGAGUUUCAUGUUUGUCUCGAGUGUGUUGCAUAUGUAGGCCAUGUGUUGAUUAAGUUGGUGUCAUUGAUGUCUUAUUCAUUUUUUUUUUUC